Corylus avellana is the source of this 1666-nucleotide messenger RNA. RefSeq names its product F-box SKIP23-like protein (DUF295). Gene Ontology annotation, molecular function: protein binding. The record is from RefSeq and is a predicted model, not a curated record. NCBI's taxonomy places the organism in Eukaryota, Viridiplantae, Streptophyta, Magnoliopsida, Fagales, Betulaceae.
CAGAUUUUCUCUUCGCUUUCUUCUCUGUUCUCUCACGCUUUCCCGAGGAAAAAAAAAAAAAAAAAGUCUUCAAUGGCAGAUUGGUCCCAACUCCCCAAGGAAAUCCUUAGCGUAAUCGCCGAACGCCUCGACAGCCCCUUCUACAUGCUCCGCUUUCGAUCAGUCUGCUCCUGGUGGCGAUCUUCCGUCUCACCCAGACCCCUCCUCCGCUUGCCUGGCCGUUUCCCCUUCCUUCAAUGCGACGGAAUCACGGACUCCAGCUGGGGCUUCCACCUCUCCCGGCGCUCUAUAUUCCUCAUCGCAACCACCGAUCCUCGUUCCCAAUCAUCCAAUUCAUCCUGGCUUGUCAAAGUCGAAGAGUUGUAUCCGAAUCGAAUGCGCUUGCUGAACCCACUCUCUCGGAUCCAACUCAGACCCAUGCCCACAUCUUUCCCUAACACAAUGAACCUAACCCACUUCAUAGUAUUCGAAUUGGGACAAGAAUAUGUUCUACACUACAUGAAUUACCGACCAUUCGGGGACGCUUUUGGCGAUUUGGGAAACUUGUACAUGGAAAAAGUUGUGUUUAUGAGCUCGGGUUGUGGAGGAAUUGAAGAGGCAUUCUCGCUGCUCACGAUUCACGUUUCGGGGAAAUUAGCUAUGUUCAAGUCUGGCGACAAGCGGUGGACGAUAAUUCAUGACAUGCCUUCGCCGUACGACGAUGUUGCCCUGUUUCAAGGGGAGUUCUACGCGGUUGACGGCACGGGGAGGGCCGUGCUUGUCGGGUUGUCGUUGGAUGUGACCUUGGUUGCUGAGUCUGUGUAUGGCGGGGAUAAGAAGUUUCUGGUAGAAUCAAAUGGAGGGUUGUUGUUGGUUGAUAUGUAUUUAAGUGCUGGGGAUGUGUUUGUUGGUGAUGACGAAGAUAUUGAUGUUGAGGAGGUUUUUGAUCAGUACGUUGCUGGGGAGAGGGCAGUUCGGUUUAAAGUUUUUAGGUUGGAUAUAGAGGGGAAGAGGUGGGUGGAGGUGGAGAACUUGAGAGAUAGGGUGUUGUUCUUGGGAGAUGAUUGUGCAUUUUCGGCCUCAGUGGCGGAGUUGUCGUUGUCGGGGUGUAUCAAAGGGAAUUGUGUGCUGUUUACAGAUAAUUUCUUCUACACAUGGGGUGAAGAAGGUAGUGGCAGUGGUGGCAGUGGUGGCAGUGAUGGAGUUUUCAAGGGUCGGGAUAUAUGUGUCUUUGAUUUGGAUAAUGGUAGUAUUGCACAUUUGGCAGAUUGUCCGGAGUAUUCAAAGCUGUUCUGGCCGCCUCCGGAUUGGGUUGCGGCAACAAAUUUGACAGUGCAAAAUCAAUUUGAAGAACUGGCCUUGUGAAGUGAAGAUCAUUUUCUUGUUUUUCUGGGCCGUCAGGUAAAUAGCCAAACAACUUGAUGCUUGUAGGGAUCUGGAGCCAUGAAUCUUCUUAUACACAUUAUUUUGGCCUUUGACACGAUGGAGUUGGCACAGUGCAUGAUUUUGGCCAGCCAGGAACUUCUCAUAUCUUAUUGGAUCACUUCUGAAUUGCUUAAUCAUUUCGGAGAAUUACUAUGCCAUCAGCAUAUAGUAAAUGAUUGUUGUUGAGUGCUUUUUGAAGUUCUCCAAUUCUACCUUUGAGUAGAAUGUGUAUGCUGAUCAGUAAUAUAUUUCCUUCUCUUUA